Rhododendron vialii is the source of this 2793-nucleotide messenger RNA. Its product is annotated as alpha-N-acetylglucosaminidase. Lineage: Eukaryota; Viridiplantae; Streptophyta; Magnoliopsida; Ericales; Ericaceae. The transcript is spliced from 19 exons. The record is from RefSeq and is a predicted model, not a curated record. The coding region runs from base 215 to 2626 and encodes 803 amino acids.
GUGAAUCCCGCAAACAAACAAUUCCGGCGCACUUUUUCCCUUUUUGGACGGUUUCCGGCGCGCUUCGAGUCACUCCCAAAGCAAACAUAGAAAAAGCGAAAACAAACAUAUACUGCGCCUAACAUAAUCAUGAAACCCAUCGAAGUUUGACUUGGAUUCGGUGGAACCACUUCUCUACUCCUGUGAAGAACAAUCAUAACCCAAGACACAAAACAUGCGCAUCUCCAAGUUUCUCUUUCUGAUUUCGAUCCUGUUACUACCCAUAUCGCCCUCUUCAUCAACGAAAUCAGCAGAAUCAGAGGCAAUACAGGGUCUGCUCACACGACUGGAGGCCAAACGGUCACCUCCUUCCGUACAAGAAUCUGCAGCCAAAGCUGUUCUCCGGAGAUUGCUUCCUACCCAUGUCUCCAGCUUUCAGUUCAAGAUUGUAUCCAAGGACAUUUGUGGCGGGCGCAGUUGCUUUCGGAUAAGCAAUUACAAGAAAUCAAGCAAGAAUGAACCUGAAAUAGUGAUUGAAGGUGAUACAGCGGUUGAAAUUGCAUCUGGCCUCCAUUGGUAUUUGAAGUAUUGGUGUGCUGCUCAUGUUUCAUGGGACAAGACUGGUGGUAUUCAGGUAGCUUCCAUCCCAAAGCCUGGAUUUCUGCCUCUUGUUUCAGAUGAUGGAGUAAAGAUUCAACGUCCAGUCCCAUGGAACUAUUACCAAAAUGUUGUAACGUCGAGUUAUUCUUAUGUUUGGUGGGAUUGGGAAAGGUGGGAAAAAGAGAUAGACUGGAUGGCGCUUCAAGGGAUUAACUUGCCUCUAGCAUUCACAGGGCAAGAAACCAUUUGGCAAAGUGUUUUUUCAGAUUUUAAUAUUACCAUACAAGAUUUGAAUGAUUUCUUUGGUGGACCUGCUUUUCUUGCUUGGGCUCGAAUGGGGAAUUUACAUGGGUGGGGUGGGCCUCUAUCAAAAAAUUGGUUGGAUCAACAGUUGGUCUUGCAAAAGCAGAUUUUGUCACGGAUGGUAGAAUUUGGGAUGACUCCAGUGCUGCCGUCUUUCUCUGGGAAUGUUCCGGGAACACUCAAAGACAUAUUCCCUUCUGCAAAUAUAACAAGACUGGGGGAAUGGAACACUAUCAAUGGUGAUACUCGCUGGUGUUGUACUUUCCUUCUUGAUCCUUCUGAUCCUUUGUUUAUCGAGAUUGGGGAGGCUUUUAUUAAACGACAAAUCAAAGAAUAUGGAGAUGUGACGGAUAUCUAUAACUGUGACACAUUCAAUGAAAACACUCCACCAACGAAUGAUCCGUCAUAUAUCUCAUCUCUUGGAGCUGCUAUCUUCAAAGCUAUGUCUAAAGCAGAUAAGGACGCAGUGUGGCUAAUGCAGGGUUGGCUGUUUUAUUCAGACUCAUCGUUCUGGAAACCACCGCAAAUGAAAGCACUUCUACACUCUGUUCCAUUUGGAAAGAUGAUAGUUCUUGAUUUAUUUGCUGAUGUCAAACCCAUAUGGAAGACUUCCUCGCAGUUUUAUGGAACUCCUUAUAUCUGGUGUAUGCUGCACAACUUCGGUGGGAAUAUUGAAAUGUAUGGGAUUUUGGAUGCAAUUGCUUCAGGUCCAGUUGAUGCCCGUAUCAGUGCCAAUUCAACCAUGGUUGGUGUUGGAACAUGUAUGGAAGGAAUAGAACAAAAUCCAGUGGUCUAUGAGCUGAUGUCUGAAAUGGCAUUCCGAAGUAAUAAGGUCCAAGUUCAGGAAUGGCUGAAAAGGUACUCCCAAAGACGUUAUGGCAAAGCAGUUCCUAAAGUUGAAGCUUCUUGGGAGAUUCUUCAUGGCACCAUUUACAAUUGUACAGAUGGAAUUGCUGACCAUAAUACAGAUUUCAUUGUUAAAUUCCCAGACUGGGAUCCGUCGAUGCAAAUGCAUAUCGCACCAAAGAGAAGAAGAAGAUUCACACCAAACAGAGGAAGAAGAUUCAUUUUCAGCGAAACAAGCUCACCGUUACCUCAGGCACAUUUGUGGUAUUCUACUCAGGAUGUCGUCAAAGCAUUAAAGCUAUUCCUUGAUGCAGGAGGUGAUAUGGCUGGAAGCCUCACAUAUAGGUAUGACUUGGUUGACUUGACUAGACAAGUACUGUCAAAGCUAGCAAACCAGGUAUAUUUGGAUGCAAUUAUAGCUUUCCAAGAUAAGGAUGCAAAAACUUUGAGUUCCGAGAGCCGAAAGUUCCAACAACUUAUCAAGGACAUCGAUGAACUACUUGCUGCCGAUGAUAAUUUUCUACUUGGACCUUGGCUAGAAAGUGCUAAAAAGCUGGCUUUGAAUCCUAGUGAGCUUAAGCAGUAUGAGUGGAACGCGAGGACACAAGUGACCAUGUGGUUCGACAAUUCAAAGUCUAAUCAGAGUAAACUUCAUGAUUAUGCAAACAAGUUCUGGAGCGGACUCCUAGAAGGGUACUAUCUACCGCGAGCCUCAAUUUACUUCAGUCAUCUGGUGAAAAGUUUGAAAGAGAAUGAGACCUUCAAGUUGGAAGACUGGAGAAAGGAAUGGAUAUCAUUUUCAAACGAAUGGCAAGAAAGUAAUCAACCAUACCCUGUGAAAGCUCAAGGAGACGCCCUUCUGAUUUCAAAAGCGUUGUAUGAGAAAUAUUUCGGCUGACCAAAAGUAAACAAAUUAAGGCGUAUAGCGCUCAGCAUUGUUCCAAAUUCCUGUAAUAUCAUGAAUUUGAACCCUUACGACUUGGGCUCAGUUUCUCGUACAUUUUUGUUAUCAUACUGUUCGGAAUCGAAAAUUUUCAGCAGUAAUACCAGUAUUGAUCUGAAGCA